AUGUCGGGAAAUUUUCCUCGAGCUGGCGGGAAUAUUCCAUCGAUAGUGGGAGACUUGGAUCACAAACAUGCCAUCCAUGUCUUUCCGCAGCAGCUACAGCCGUUCCGUUCCAGCAUUAUAGCAUAUGGGGCCUCGUUGGCCUCCACUUUGGUCGGGUACCCCAUGGACACCGUCAAAGUGCGGAUGCAGACCCACAAACACUACACAAACUACAUCGACUGCUUUGUCAAAACGUACAAGACUGAAGGAGUCCGAGGGUUUUUCCGGGGCGUGUGGGCGCCGCUCAUAUCGACUUCGUUUUCCAAGUCGAUAAGCGUAUCGAUAUACACAGCGACCAAGCCCUACGUCUACGACAUCCUAUUCUCCUAUCCCGCGUUUGAUGUCACUUCCAAUGCAUUUUUGAAAAAUCUACCAGCGUGCUUCGUCUCGGGGUUCAUUGCCGGAGGCUGCGUUUCCAUCUUUGCGUGUCCGUUCGAAUUUAUAAAGAUAUUUGCUCAGUUGGAGAGGCUAGUGCAGAGCAAGAGUCCCUUGAGGUCUGAGUCGCAGCGGGCAAAAGCAGGCAUUGACACCCGCGGGCCGUCAACUUCGAAAAUCGUGCAAACCAUAGUCAAAUACGGCGGGUGGAGAGGCUUGUACUCGGGCUUUUACCAGCAUUUCCUAAGAGACUCAAUUUCAACUGGGAUAUAUUACAGUUUUUACGAAUCGAUGAAGUGGUCCAUCAACGUGUUGACCAAUGAAAGCGUGAAUAAGCCCUCGGCAACCUCGGUGCUACUCGCGGGUGGGCUAUCGGGAGUCUUUAGUUGGAUAUUGAUUUUCCCCAUGGACACUGCAAAGUCGUUGGUUCAAAAGGACGCUGUUUCUACAAUCGUGGCGAGGAAAUACCAUUUACCGCAGGAGCUGCUACGGGCGUCGAAACAAGCGUCGCCUAAAAAGCAUUACAGAGGAUUGGGUAUAUCUGUAACCAGAUCAUUCAUUACAAACAUGGUCUUCUUUGGGGUAUUUGAAUUGGGCAUGACGUAUCUUGCAUGA
Lodderomyces beijingensis is the source of this 1029-nucleotide messenger RNA. NCBI's taxonomy places the organism in Eukaryota, Fungi, Ascomycota, Pichiomycetes, Serinales, Debaryomycetaceae. The record is from the annotation of a GenBank genome assembly.